GCCUGGCCCGGGAGGAAGUCCUUGCUGGCCAGCCUGGGGAAGAGGCUGGGGCGCUGCCGGAGGGGUGAAGCAUCACCAAAGCUGUGUGGUCCGAGGAAGAGGACGGAGGGGGCAUGGAGAAGAAGGCUCUGGUCCCUGCCAGGCUGAGCAUCUCAAACCCGAUGCUGGCCUCAGAGCUGCCUGGGUCACCUGGGCCGUCGUCCGGAGGGGUUUACCAACAAGUCACCAACCUCCUGAACAUCGUGGAUGAAGAUGACCAGGAGGGUGCCGGUCUCAGCAGUCAAGAGGGUCACGGGUCCAAGAUGCGCAAGGCGCUGGCCAGCACAAUCAUCAUCCAGAAAGCUAAUGAGGAGCCCUCAGAGGUCAUGACGGUGCUCAUCCACAGCCUGCAGCUGGGGGAGAUCUCCAUCAAGCGGAAGGUCAGCAUCUACACCAUUCUCCAGGGCAUCAUCCAGCAGGAAGGGGAGCUGGACGAGGAGUGCGUGCAGACACUGGUGAACCUCGCCUCCAGGGAAAUGAGGGAGAUCCAAGAGAUCGAGGGGUACCUACUGGCAGAGACGGCCAGUGACACAUUGGUGGCUCUGUCCCGAAACCACUUUAACCUUGUCAUGUACGAGCUGCAGCACCAUCUCAAACCCUUGAUCCUGACCGAUGAGUUUGUCCUCAUCACAUUAGCCAAUUUGGCCAAUGCUAAUGUAUUUGAGUUUAUGCCCUACAUGGGGAUCACACUGGCCACCAUCUUCACCAUGCUGAGACUGGCCAGCGGGGCCAAGAUGCGCCAGGUGUUCUGCAGUGCUAUGGAAACAUUUUGUGAGGCAAUCCAAUUUUAUUUAAAGCACUGGGAGGACAGUGUGUAUCCCAUCAUGACCGGAGAGCACUUCAUGAAUAAGCUUCUGCCCGUGUACCGUCAUUUUGUCACUGUGUGGCUCCGAAGUGAGAACACUGAGGUCAAGCUGGCCGUGAUCAAGUCCCUGCACCCCAUGCUCAGUCUCCUCCUGCCCAUUGAGAAGCUGCGGGAGCAGGUGUAUGACUACAUCCCCCUGCUCCUGGCGGAGUACCAGGGCAGCGUGGAGGCUCUCUUCAUCACCCAGAUCUUGAGGCAGAUCCUGGAGGUCUCUGUCUCCAGCAACACACCAGUCCCCAAAAUGCAGCUUCACACCAUCUUUACCGAGCUGCACAUCCAGGUCUGUUCCAAGGCUCCCACCCUGCAGCAGUUCAGCAGUGAGAACCUGGCUGAAGUUGUCCAAUGCUUCAUUGCUCUGGCCUGCUCCUACCCUGAUGAGCUGAUGAAAUUCUUCUGUAACCAAAUGCAGACGGGGAAGGAGGCCAUCCGUGUGGGGACGCUUACCCUGCUCCGGGCCGUCCUCAGUGCUGACAUGCCGGAGAUGAAUAGCAGGACCCUGCACUUUGCUGUCAAGGUGGUUAGAAAUGCUCUUUGUGACCCCCGAGCCAAGGUGAAGCUGGCCAUUCUCCGGGUCAUUGGCCAGCUAGCCAUCUCUGGCUACCAGGAAAGGGUCAGAGGCUGGGGCCUAAGAUAUGUCUCCCUGCAACUUAUAUUAUCUACCUACAGGCUGAUGAAUCGUCAGGAGAGCUGUUCUCAGGCUGAUCUGGAAGAGAAGAUGGUUCAUAAGGUCACCAUGGACACUGUGAGGAUCAUCACAGCUUCCGUCAGUGGGGUGAUCAAUGAGUUUUGGUUGAAACUCUUGGGUUACAUCAUGGAGACAGAAUACACGGAGGCCCUCACCCCCAUCUGCAUCAGCCUGACCAACCUGGCCGAGCGUCAACGCCAGCAAAAAGAAUCCGGCGCAAAUGUGGGCAGACGCGGACAAGUGGAACUCCCUGCUCCUCAGAAGCUUCUGGCCCGGCUCCUGGUGCUUCUCUCGGCCCCUUACAAGGGGGAGGGCCGCGGGGUGGCCAUGCUCCAGCUGCUCAAGACCCUGCACCAGAGUAUCGCCCCCUCCAUGGCAGACCUAUGGGAAGCUGAGAUUCCUGCUCUGAUUCAGUACCUGGAAGAGCACACCCAGUAUACAUGGAACCAGAAGACCUGGGAGGACAAGCUGAUCCAGUUUCUGAGGAUCUCCCUCAAGAGGACGCAGGGGACCACAUGGAGCCUGCGGCUGAGCCAGGAGCUGAACCACCAGAUCGUCAGCUACAAGAGCCCUUCGGUGGAGAAGGCCUUCCUGUACCGGGCACUGGGCUUCACACUGGCCACGGGGCAGGAGGCUGACAAGGUGGAGACCCAGCUCAUGGAGCUGCUGCACAAGACAGAUUAUGGCAACGACUUUGACCGGGAGGGAGUGAUCCUUUGCUUGGGACUCUGCACCAGGGGCCAGGUGGUCACCGUGCUCCAUGUGCUCCAAGAGUUUGAAGAGAAAAUUCAGGAGACGGAGGAUUCCUGGCACAUUAGUGCCUGGAGGAGUGACCACCCCUGGAGGAGGGAGGUGGUGAAGAGUGCCCUCAUGGUGAUGUAUAGCAGUGUGGCUGCUCACUGCCACCCAAGGAUGCUCCUGUCCCUUGUGGAGAGGGACAUCACCAGGAAGAUCCUGCAUCACUAUGCCACCAGCUGCCAGGACAUUUCUCUGAAGCUAGCCUUCGUCCAGAGCAUCAUUCAGAUCUGUCUGGCCAUCCAGGCCUUGGGCAAAGUGGACUUUGACUAUGCCUACAAACCAGAGCUCACAGCUAACCUCAUGGUGAUCCUCAAGACAGAGCCUCUGGACACGCUGGUGUCUCCUGUGCGCUGCCUGACAAUGACUGCGCUCUGGCGCCUCAGCAAACUGAGGCCUCCUUUUACCCUUGAGGAAAACCACGAGUUGAUGGACAGGAGUGUCCAGUGCGUAAUCCCUCUCCCCCCUCCAGGAGAGGACAGUGAACAGGUCAAGACAUUGUACGAGAACUCCAUGAGUGCCCUGAUGAGGCUGAUGCAAAGCCUCCUGGAAAGAGAGCUGGACCCCAAGGGCCUCCAAGAGGCAUUCCAUCUCCUUGAGAAGUGGUUACACUCGGAGAAGGACUGGGAACGCGAGAGAGCGGUCAUGCUGAGCCUUCACCUCCUGCAGGUCUACAGGGAGGGCGUCACCAUCCUGAUUCCCCUGAAAUCUGGCCAGUUUGGCACUCUGAUCGGACUCCUGGCUCCACAUACCUGUGACUCCCAAGUGAGGACACGCCAGUCCACCAUUGACGUCAUCUGCUGCCUUCUAGACCUCCAGGCCAGGCCCUGGUCCAUACAGGACACGGUGACGGACAAGCUGCUGCUGGACAUCAAAGAUGACCUGAAGACGACCGACAUGGAGAAGAUUUACUCCCUGUCCUCCAAAAUCGCCAAGGUGAUUAGCAAGGAAGUGCGAUGGGAGGAGCUGGUCAUCCUUCUGCAGAGCACCUGCGAGAGCCUGGGGGCCACCAACCUCACCCACGACAGGGCCGCAGUCAUGUGGCUCAACACCAUUCUCAGGCUGCGGGGCCAUGAACUGGAGGACAAGGUGCCGGAGAUCUUGAGUACCAUCUUGGCACAUCUGCCCUCCGUGCUUCAUCCAGAUGUGCGUCGCCCACUGGUGAAAGCUGUGCUGUGGCUGGCCCACUCCUACCAGGAGACCGUCAUUACUUCCCUCUUGAGGCAGCCGCUGCCUCUGGACAGCAACAUCACCGAGUUGUGGGAAGCACUGGCAGAAGAUUCUACCUUUGCUCGGAAAGUCCUUCAGGCCUUGAUGGCCAGAAUCCAAGCAAAGAAAGCUCCCAGGGGCAGUCCGAUCUCCAGAAAGGACGCCUGGCGCCUGGCUGCUGUGGACCCCAUUAUGGCGGUGUGCGCCCUCCACAAGAUCACCAUGGCGCUGGACAGCGGGGAGAAGCUGCAGGACAUCUUUCCGGAGCUGUCCUGCACGGUCCUCCAGGAGCUGAGCAGCAGCUCCGGGCCGUGGCAGCUCUCACUGAUCCCAGACGCCUGGGGAAUCAUCCGGACGGGAAACCUGCAGAACAAGAUCACGCCCCGCAGGCUUACCGUCAAAACCCUGCAAAGUGUGCUGAGCCGCGCUGGGAGUGAGGAGAUGAUGUCUAGCCUGGUGGACCAGGGGGUGUGGACGCUCCUGGAGGACCCCAGGACUCACACCGAUGGAGUGUGUCUCCUGGCCAGGCCGAGGCGUGGAGGUGGGAAUGGAGGCAGUAUGAAGGUUGAAUGUAUAAUCAGGCUUGGCAGGGAUAAAAUAAUGAGACGAUGGCCUGGGUUGCUUCCUGGGGCCCAGCUCCAGAGCCAGCACCUGUUCUUCGACCACGGCCCUGCCUUCCUUGAGCUGCCCCUCUCGCUCCCCAGAGCCAUGAUCCUACACAUCAACUCGUACAGCCAGAGGUUUGCACAGCUGCUCCUCCCCGGCUUGGACUCCGAAUUCCUGCCCUGGCGUCUCAGCAGCACGGCCUUCUUCAUAGAACUCAUGUGUGACCCAGUCCUCUCCAGGAAGAAGAUGCUGAAGUCUACGGUUCCAAAGUUGGCCAAGGGGGCCAGCCACGUUCACAGCACUCUGCGCCUGCUGUCCAUACGGGCCCUGGGCAACCUGGCCGUCGGGGCUCCGAGCAAGGUGAAACGCUACCAGAAGCUACUCCUGAAAAAGUUCCUGUGCUCGCUCAGUGACCCCGUCAGUACCCAAGUGAUCUCGGAGACCAUGGUGGCGCUGACCAAGGUGCUGGGGCUGAUGGCCGAGGACGACUUGGGCUCCUCCUUCGAGGCCAUCUCCAUGCAAUGCAGGGUCUUCUUUGACGACGAGAAUGAGAUGCUUCGCUUGCAGGCCAUCAUCCUGUUUGGGAAGCUUGCCAUCUGGGCUGGGAAGAAGAGGGACUUCUUCACAAUGGAGGUCAGGAAGAGCUGGAUCCCUCUGAUUCUCCACCUGGAGGACCCCUGCCCAGAAGUGGCCAAGGCCUGUGAAGCCACCAUUUGCCUGUGCAUUCCUUUCUGGGGCUGGAGGAGACUGCAAAUCACCCUAGAGAAGUUUGUUAACGAAGGCAUUGACCUGAACCUCUUCCAGAUGGAGAUGUGCAGUUACCUGGCCAGGAAAGACCCUGUCCUCUUGGACACAUUCUGUGCAGAAGCCAUCAGCUACUAUGACAGCGAGUGGGCCAAGGUUAAGGCGGCUGCCUGUACCUUUACAGGGUACAUUCUGGAGCAGGUGGUCCCCCAGAACCUCGGAGAGAUGGACUUGGAGCGCCUGUGUCAGUGUCUCCAAGCGCUACAGAUGGACCCUGAGCCCAUUGUCCAGAAUGCUGCAAAGGAGACCCUUUCUCUUCUUCAGGCCUGGGAGCUAGAGAAGAGUGAGAAUAUCCCUGAAGCCCUGGAGGAGAACCCUGCCCCCUCAGAGUCAUAGCAGGGGGCUCCUGCCCUCUGCUCUCCUGGGAAUGCUUGCUAUGGAAUGGGACAGACCCAGAGCUCAGGGAAAUGGUCCACUGUCAUUGAAGAAAGUCUUGGCCCACUUCCCCAAGCCAGGGGCCAGCAGGGGCAGUGGUGCUCAGGGCAGGUGGGCGUCUUGGCCUUGGGUGCUCCCUGAAGGGGUGCUGGGUGGUAGAGCUGUCAACUUUCUGGCAAGGAAGGAGACAGACAAGGAUGGACGGGGUUGGAGAGGCGGCAAGUCCACCCGUGGCCAGGAGAGUCUCUGAGGGACACUGCCAAGUGUCCCCUACCAGAAGCCUCCUGCACAUUUGUCUUCCUCCUCUGCCUCUUUCUUCUUCCCUUCUCAUUCUUCUCCUUGUUCUCCUCCUCAGUGCUUUCAGGGCCCAGAAGAGGCCUCUAGGAUCCAAAAUCUCUAGGCCUGAACGGCCUGAGAUUUUAAUCUUCCAAUUGAAAUAACUCCCAUGGGGACUCCCCAGAGUCAUGACAUUUAAGGAAGACUGGCACUGAUGUGGCUCCUCUUGACUGGGGAGGCCCUGAGCUUUCUACUGCAGAGGACCAUGGUUACCACUCGUUCCCUGGCCCGCCUUGGGUCGAGCUCUGACACUGGUCCAUAACUGUGGCAGGAAGACUCCUGCCCAUAGCUGCCAACGUCCUUUGAGUCUGAGCUGCCAACAUCUGGAGGGGAUUUUGUGGGUCUUUCUCAGGGGCCUCUGGAGCACGAGUCCCAUCAGCCUCCAUCUUGGGAGGGAAGAGAAAGAGGUUUUGUCUGGUUUUUGUUUGAACUGUUGUCUUGGCAGGGGGUUCCCCUCCAGGGCCUUUCUUGGUGUUGGUUUUUCCUGAAGCUGCUUUGUUUUUAUUCUUGGUGGAUUCUAAUAAAGUUUCUU
This is a messenger RNA of Phascolarctos cinereus (koala), 6246 nucleotides long. Lineage: Eukaryota; Metazoa; Chordata; Mammalia; Diprotodontia; Phascolarctidae. The record is from RefSeq and is a predicted model, not a curated record.